AGACGGGGCAGGCUGCCGGUGGACCGCCGCUUCUAACGGAGUCUACAGCCGGGCUGAGAGCAGACGACGCAGAGAUGUGGGACAGCCCUGAUCGGCGGGUUUUCGGAGGAGAGAAGAUGAUGCUGAUGAUGCUGAUGCUGAGGCUGCUGCUGCUGAGCGCCGCCGGCUGCAGCGGGUCGCUGUAGUCCGUCUGCACUGAGCGGAGGGAAGCUGCUCCAACACCGCCUGAUACACCGGUUCACUCACGCUGACCUGGACAAUGAGCAAUGAUUUGCCAGUUCUGACAAGUCUGACUGAGAACUCCACUGAUGUGCCUGUGUCAGCAGGCCAGGUGGAGAACUAUGUGCUGCUGUUGGUGCUGCUGAGUGUUUUCGCCGGGGGGAUGCUGGUCCUGCUCUCCCUGCUGCUCCUCUUCUGUCAUCGCUGCUGCAUGGGUGGACGGCGCUACUCAAGAGCCAGCGAUGACCCUGAGAAGACAAACACCACUUACGCUGAGGAUUCUCAGCCCACCCAAGAGAUCACUAUUCAUAUGGAUGAAUCAGAUGCUCUCUCAGCUGUGAGUUGUCACGAUGGAGAGACAGAACGAUUUGUCUCCACUGGGUCUACUGGCCGCAGAGUCUCCUUUAAUGAAUCUGCACUUUAUGAACAGGAAAAGACAACUCAGGACAAAGGACGCAGAUACACUCUGACUGAGGGAGACUUCCACCACCUGAAAAAGGCCCGGCUCACCCACCUUCACCUGCCUCCAGCCCCGUGUGACCUGAAGAUCCUGACCAUCAUGGAGUGUGACUCAACAGAGAGUAGCACCAUCAACAUCAAUGAGGCCACAGCUCCCAAACUGCCCCUCACCAUCUACCAGCCUGCUGAGAGAAGAAUCCCCGACUGGGUAGGGCCGAGCCUCAGCGGAGGUCUGCCUGGAGACCCACACCACUCCACCAUCCUGGACCAGGGUCCCAGACAGGCAUUAUCAGCUAUGAAAGCACAACACACACGCUCCCAGACAAUGGAGGCUAUCGGGGACAGGGAGGCUGAGAGUGAGAGGGGGAUGAGAGGAGAGUUGACUCAAGCUCCGGGCCAGACUUCAGUUUUACAUUUCUUCUCUAAACUGCGGCGCCAUGCCAGUCUGGAGGGGGCGGGGCCUUACUUCAAGAGAUGGAAGUUUGACAGCAGUCACCGUGCUGCCAGCCUGGAUGCCAAAGGAUCCCCAAAGAGAAGGCCCUUCCAGAGACAGAGAGCAGCAAGUGAAACCACUGAUCACACUGAAGACGACUCAUCUCUCCGAGAUGAGGUCCUUGACUCUUUCCCGCACUCCCCCAUCCAGACCAGUGACCUCCAGUCCCUCUCUGCAGAGUCUCUGUCUCACCCCGAUACUGCACCCACGUCUUUAGUCGCCCUCAGCAGGCUAAAACUGGAGGCCAUGGUGGAGGUAGGUGCCAACAGCAAUUCCAGAAGAGAGGCUCUCUGUUCGCCAACAAGUGACUGUCAUGCCCAGAGACAGAAGGACGCCACUCCCAAUGGGACAGGGGUGGAAAAAGAGACAAAGUUUGGUGCAGUUAUAAGAACAUCAGCAACAGAAGUCGAGCUUGAGUCAGUAGAAGAUGACGACUUGUUUGGGGCACAACAAGGAGCUGCCGCACAGCAAAGGUUUGAAGACAUGUUAAGGACAACAACGACAGCCCGCACAACAUCAGAUGUCAGGAAAAAGAGCGAGGCAGAGACAGAGGCAGAAGAUGGAGAGGAGGUGGUGUUGGGAGCCGAGGCCAGACGAAGGGCCGACUCAGGCUCAUCUCUUACUUUCAUGAUUCGCCAGGAGAGCUCAGAGGCUCCUCCCUCGCUGUACAAAGACAUUUGGAGCUUGCGAGCCUCUCUGGAGCAAUACGCCUCCUCAGACCAGAGCAGCACAGAUCGUGAGUCCAUCCGCAGUGAUGCCGACAGCGUCUCAUCCUUUGGUGGUGCAGGAGCUCGCUCUGGCCUCGACAGCUGCUUGUCCCAAGACCUUGACGAUGAGCCUGAAGGAGACGGGGAGGGAGAGAUGUUAGAGGGAGGGAUCAGAGGGGCGUCAGGUGGGGACAGUGAGGUGGGGAGCGGAGCUGGAGGAGAGGUUGAGGCAGGGAACCGUAAGCUCCUCCAGAUGGACAGUGGCUAUGCUUCCAUUGAAGCACCAUCCAGGGCCCCUGAGGAGAUGAGACUUUUUGGGACUCCUGGAGCUCCUCGUGGGAAGACUGCAUCUGAGAGGCGGUUGUUCUUCACCAGCUCUGGGAGAAAGGGCUCAGUGUGCGAGAGCAUCGAGGCCAAGCUGUUUCAGGAGGAGCUGGAGGACGAAAUGACCAACAGCACAGAGACGCAGGAGAAACUAAAGGAGAGAUCUCAAACUCUUACCCUUCAAGAACCGUAUCAGCUUCUGAAAUCCCUUCAUCCUCAGAAACCUCCAGAAUCACAGCCACAGCUGAUGUCUCCACUGAUGAAGCCAAUCCCACAGCCCUCUAGUCCUCACAAACCCCGUCUCCGCCGCCGUGACUACAGUAUCGACGAGAAAACAGACGCUCUCUUCAAUGAGUUCCUCCGCCAUGAUCCACGCUUUGACCAGCAGGAUUCUCCACUGCGCUCGAGGCACCGAUCCAGAGUUCACCUUCGGAAACAGUGGCAGCGACACAAGCAAUACAGCGACCCAGGGUCCGGCACUGGGGGCAGGUACUCCCCGUCUUUGGAGAGGCAGAGGUUCACUCCGCUGCGGCGAGGCGACAGCGCCGGUUACCCUCUGGACACCAGGUAUCAUAGCACACUCUCACGCAUCGCAAGCGCCGCUGAUGAAGAAGCCAGUGAGAUUGCGGCUUGUGAGGAAGCAGCCAAAGAGAGCACAGAGAACAAAGAUACGUCGAGUGAAGGAUCCGCCGCACAAAGUAGAGCUGACCCAACCUCCGAAAGCUCUGAUGCAACAAGGGGUUCUGCCGAAUCAACUAGUGAGGGUGACGGCAGCCAGGUCUCUACAAAAAAGGACACAGAAAGCACAACAAGCCAGUCUUUGACCACUGUGACCACACGGACGAGCCACAUGGAUCCAAGAGUUGACAACAGAAACAACAACAGCAGUCAAGCUAUUCUAUCAGAGGUUUCCCUGCAGGCGGAGAGCAGCCUGACGGACAAGCUGGCGGCGUCGGUGGAAGAGAGGCUCUACGGCGGCCUGCGCAGUGCAGAGAAGCUCAGCCAGGGAGGAACAGAGUGUGUGCUCACCGUGACCCACACAGCCUCACCUGGCUUCAGUCCCAUAUAACCCAUGAUCAACUUUAUUUAAAGUCCAUUAUCGAAUACUGAAAGACUUGGAAAAAAAUAGCACUCAUCAUGUGUUAGAGACUUGGUCUGUCUCUGUGUCCCCUACAUUUUGGACAAAGCUUAACAUAACUGAUGCAUCAGAACAAAAAAUAUAUAAGGACAGAGGUACCUUCUUUCUUGAUGGCCAGUUUCCUCCAGCAUUUCAUUCAGACCUUAACCCUUUGAAACCUGGAUGGACAUCAUUUUUCCUCUGUUGUGUUCAGAUGCCUUUUCACAAGUAUUUAAACUUUUGAACCCUAAGAAAAGUGGUCUAAUUUCUUUUGAAAGCACAGGGAAAAAGGGAAUUAGUAUCUAGGCAAGAAAUGCCCUACAAAGUGCAAGACUGAGUAGAUUUUGAAAAUCAUUUUUUA
Molecule: messenger RNA, 3680 nt
Organism: Plectropomus leopardus (leopard coralgrouper)
Lineage: Eukaryota; Metazoa; Chordata; Actinopteri; Perciformes; Serranidae
Gene: cbarpa
Product: CACN subunit beta associated regulatory protein a
Biological process (GO): negative regulation of calcium ion-dependent exocytosis; negative regulation of voltage-gated calcium channel activity
Cellular component (GO): plasma membrane; secretory granule
Molecular function (GO): transmembrane transporter binding
Source: RefSeq, a predicted model, not a curated record